AAGGUCACCCUUCCCUCCAAUGGCUCCUAAAUUCUCAUUCUCCUAUGUUUUUGUAUCUUUCCUCUUUCUAACAAUCCAACCCUCUAUGUUUCAAUCAAGAAUCUUGAAAUCUGAGGAGCAAAAUCUGCAAUUCCUUCAAAAUUUGGAGGAAGUCCACAAGGGUCAAACCGUUGCUGGACUCAAUAAAGUGAAAAAAUACCUCAAAAGAUUCGGAUUUUACACGAAUCCAAGUGAUAGUAUUCUAACCGAUGAUUUUGAUAAUCAUUUGGAGUCUGCACUCAAAACAUAUCAAAAAUAUUAUCACCUCAAGAUUACUGGAAGUCCGGACUCAAGUACUUUAAAGAAAAUGAUGAUCCCACGAUGUGGAGUUCCUGACAAUAUCGCCAAUCUCACAUCUCUUAACCAGUCUCUUUAUAAUUUCCCACCUGGUAUGCAGAGAUGGUCUAAGUUUGAAAUCACCUACACAUUCAGCUCCAGUGUCCCUGAUGAUCAAGACCUCAGGUCAGCUUUUGCAAAUGCUUUUCAAAGUUGGGAAGGUGCAUCCGAGUUCAAAUUUAAAGAAGCAUCCACUGAAGAAGAAGCAAACAUAGUGAUUGGAUUUUACAGUGGUGAUCAUGGAGAUGGGUUGCCUUUUGAUGGGCCUGGCAUGGUGUUAGCUCAUUCAUUUUACCCAGAAGAUGGAAGGUCUCAUUAUGAUGCAGAUGAGAGUUGGAGUACAAAUCCUGACAUGAACCACAUGGACUUGGAAUCUGUGGCUCUGCAUGAAAUAGGUCACCUUCUUGGCCUUGCUCAUAGUCAAGAUCCAAAUGCUGUUAUGCACUCAGGGAUUAGUCCUGGAACUAUCAAAAGGGAUCUCACUCAAGAUGAUAUUCAAGGCAUACAAGCUCUCUACUCUAAUUAAUCACACUACAUAGGUUGCAUGUUUAUUGCUUUUCAAAAUAUUAAGUGAUAACAACUAUAUAUGUCGUAGAUGUUAUGUGGUACCCUAGCCUGGGAGAUUUAUGUUAUGAGAGAAAUAUUCACUAUUACAUAGCUUAUCCAUGAAAUAAAAAAAUGAUACUUUUUAUAUUAUAUAUUUUAAUGUAGUCAUAAGUUAAUAGUAACGGUUUGAGAAGUAUUGUAUCUGUUUCCAUUAUUGAAUAUAAGAUAAUAAUUUAUUUAUUUA
This is a messenger RNA of Manihot esculenta (cassava), 1165 nucleotides long. Its product is annotated as metalloendoproteinase 1. NCBI's taxonomy places the organism in Eukaryota, Viridiplantae, Streptophyta, Magnoliopsida, Malpighiales, Euphorbiaceae. Gene Ontology annotation, biological process: extracellular matrix organization; collagen catabolic process; proteolysis. Bases 20 to 901 code for a protein of 293 amino acids. Gene Ontology annotation, cellular component: extracellular matrix. The transcript has a single exon. The record is from RefSeq and is a predicted model, not a curated record. Gene Ontology annotation, molecular function: metalloendopeptidase activity; zinc ion binding.